AAGUUUGGGAAUUUCGCACACACUGGAGGAAAGAGGAAGUUUUGCCCUGAAGAGGUUUCGUUUACGGACGUGAAUUAAUCCAGGACACCUGGCAGGAGGAAGCUGCAGAGGAGUAUGGACGGGAACCGCUUUUGACUGAACGGAGUAACUUUACGCUUUAAAAGUGACUAUUAGUCAUUAUUUCGGCCAGUUUUAACACUGAGUGCAACAUAUCGGGACCAUUGUAUAUGUCUCUCAACUCCUGUGAUGGAAACUGCUAUUCGCGUCGGCAUUAGAAGAUUUACUCCAUUCGUGCGUCAUUGAGGAAAAACUUUCUAAAGUUGUAUGAAAGUGUGUUCAUGGAGUUUUACCGCAGCUGACAUGUUAUGAAUGGAUGACAGCAAGCGGUCAUACAUAGUUUUGAUUGGGUAGGUGACAAAUCAAACGGACUCAUUCAUUCCAAUGGUUCACAGCAGUUACCCCUUUCACAAGUGUGGGACGUUUCUGUUUUUUUGAGACAAUGCCCGUCAGAAAGAAAGAUACUCAGCGAGCGCUACAACUUCUGGAAGAGUACAGAACUAAACUCAGUCAGACUGAGGAGCAUCAUCUCAGACACUCCAUUGAGAGAGUUAUCAAUGUUUUUCAGAGUACACUCUUCCAGUCUCUCAUUGAUAUCCAGGAAUUUUAUGAAGUGAGUCUGCAGGAUAAUGAGAAGUCCACAGAGCCUUCAAACCUUAAAACCGGAGAAGUCUUUCCUCCUGUAAAUGAGUGGAAUCUCACUAGCCCCACCAGCACCACUGUACCAACAGAAACUGUGCCCAGCAACGGAAGUGAUGAGAAAUAUAGAUAUCAGGAUGAAGAUACCACAUCGCCUCCAGAGCACAGCUCUCCUCACAUGCCGGGGGAUGGACGUCCUCCUGAGCUUGUACAGGUAUCGGAGAAGAACAUCUCACAAAUUGAGAAUGUACAUGGCUACGUCUCCCAUUCGCACAUCUCUCCAAUGAAGGUAGGGUCUCUGGAGUGCGUGUUUGAUGGACCCUCAACAUUAGGAAGUGAGGAGGUCCCGGCCCCUGUCUUCGCUACUCUGUACUCGCACAGCGACGCACUGAUGCAGGCAAGCCCAGCACCGGUGGUGGUAAACACAGAAAGCCUUGACACAUCGCCCUAUGUGAAUGGAACAGAAGCCGAUUAUGAAUAUGAGGAAAUUACACUUGAACGGGGGAACUCAGGCCUGGGUUUCAGUAUUGCAGGCGGUACCGAUAACCCCCAUAUCGGCGAGGACCCAAGCAUCUUUAUCACAAAGAUCAUCCCGGGAGGAGCUGCUGCACAGGACUGCAGACUCAGAGUUAAUGACUGUAUACUGCGGGUUAAUGAUGUAGACGUGAGAGACGUAACUCACAGCAACGCUGUGGAGGCGCUAAAGGAGGCAGGCUGCAUUGUCAGACUUUAUGUCAGGAGAAGAAAAGCCAGCACAGAGAAAAUAAUGGAAGUAAAGCUGGUAAAAGGUCCUAAAGGUCUAGGUUUCAGUAUAGCUGGAGGACUUGGAAACCAACAUGUUCCCGGGGACAACAGUAUUUAUAUCACCAAAAUCAUUGAGGGGGGAGCUGCCCACAAAGAUGGACGGUUACAGAUUGGGGAUAAACUUUUGGCUGUCAAUGCUGCUUGCCUUGAAGAGGUCACUCACGAAGAUGCUGUGACUGCCUUGAAAAACACCCCCGAUGUUGUUUAUUUAAAAGUGGCAAAACCCACCAGUGUCUUUAUGAAUGAAAGCUACGUUCCUCCCGAUGUCACCAGCUCAUAUUCGCAGCACAUGGAGAACCAUAUCAGCACCCAAAGCUAUCUGAGUCAGCCAUUAACCCCUGCCACCCCAUCACGGUACUCUCCUGUCUCAAAAGGCAUGCUGGGAGAUGAUGAGUUUACAAGGGAAUCAAGGAAGAUAGUUUUACAUCGGGGCUCCACGGGUUUGGGCUUCAACAUUGUAGGAGGAGAAGAUGGAGAAGGAAUAUUCAUCUCCUUCAUCCUAGCAGGAGGGCCUGCAGACCUGUGUGGAGAGCUGAGGAAAGGAGACCGCAUUAUCUCUGUUAAUGGGGUGGACCUACGCAACGCAACUCACGAACAGGCGGCCGCGGCAUUGAAGAACGCAGGACAGACGGUCACAAUUGUGGCUCUGUACAGACCUGAGGAGUACAGUCGAUUUGAAGCAAAAAUCCAUGAUCUUCGGGAACAGAUGAUGAACAGCAGUAUUAGUUCAGGCUCCGGCUCAUUGCGGACUAGUCAGAAGAGAACCCUGUAUGUCAGAGCCCUGUUUGAUUAUGACAUAACAAAGGAUUCGGGCCUCCCUAGUCAGGGACUAAACUUCCGUUUUGGCGACAUCCUUCAUGUCCUGAAUGCCUCAGACGAGGAGUGGUGGCAGGCACGGCAUGUGACUCCAGAUGGCGAGAUGGGCGUCAUUCCCAGCAAAAAGAGGGUGGAGAGAAAAGAAAGGGCCAGAUUAAAGACGGUCAAAUUCAACUCCAAGACACGAGACAAAGCGCAGUCGCUCAAUGACAAGCGUAAAAAGAACCUCUUUUCGCGAAAGUUCACUUUCCACAAGAGCAAGGAGGCCAGCGAGCAGGAAACGAGCGAUGUGGACCAGCAUGUAACUUCUAAUGCCAGCGAUAGUGAGAGUAGUUACCGUGGACUGGAAGAUUAUGUUAUUUCAUACGAGACGGUCGCACAACAGGAAGUGAAUUACAGCCGUCCAGUCAUCAUUCUUGGACCAAUGAAAGACAGAAUCAAUGAUGAUUUGAUCUCAGAGUUCCCUGACAAGUUUGGAUCAUGCGUUCCCCGUGAGUACCCCUGUUCCCAUAAAAAUAUUAUUUUUAUUCUUUUUAAUGUUUCAUUAUUGGCAUCACCUGAGGUCAAUAUUUCUCUUUUGCUAGACACGACUAGACCAAAGCGGGACUAUGAAGUUGAUGGCAGAGACUACCAUUUUGUUAUAUCAAGGGAGCAAAUGGAAAAAGACAUUCAGGAUCACAAGUUCAUUGAAGCCGGUCAAUAUAACAACCAUCUCUAUGGGACGAGCGUGCAGUCUGUACGAGAGGUGGCAGAAAAGGGGAAACACUGCAUACUGGAUGUCUCGGGAAACGCCAUCAAACGGCUUCAGUUAGCACAGCUCUACCCCGUUGCUGUGUUUGUGAAGCCAAAAUCAAUGGAGAAUAUUUUAGAGAUGAAUAAGAGGUUUCUGGAGGAACAAGCCAGAAAGACAUAUGACAGAGCCAUGAAGCUGGAGCAGGAAUUCCUAGAGCAGUUCACCGCCAUUGUACAAGGAGACACAUUGGAAGAGAUCUACAACCAGGUUAAACAAAUCAUCGAGGAGCAGUCUGGACCGUACAUUUGGGUACCAGCCAAAGAGAAAAUGUGAGAUGGCUGGAGACACGGAAAACUUUAAACUUGUUUUUUUUUUCGUAUUUUUUCUUUCUGUAUCCUUAUUUUUUAUACUAACCUUGCGUGCAACUUGCAUUGGAGUUCUGAUCCUCAAGCAUAGGGUGUUUUUUGGGGGAUGGCCUUGAGUGGAGUCUCACGCCUCUCUGUGAGACUGCUGUCUAGAACUCGCACCCCAAUCUCCGCAUUCAUCCUCCGGCGAGAGGAGAUAUGCCUGACCUGCGACUUUACUGGACAGAUAUACGGUACAGAUUCCUUAAUGUUUAAGGGAGGUGAAUUACUGGAAGGAUAAACAAUGGUGAUGCAUCAUAUACGUAUGUUUGGUUUUGUUUGUAUCACAGGUUAACGCUUUUAGGUUUCUUCACAAUCUGAAAACACGAUAGGCGACACUUUGCACGUUUCAGCAUUAAGAGCAUGUUUAGUUUACAAAUGUCCUUUGUCAGAUGGAUUUGGGCUACAUGAAUUACAUCCAUUAUAUUAAUUUGACUUUGGUUUGGUAAGAUUGAGCCCACUCGCUUUACUCGGCAGAUCUCACAAGUGCACAAGGAGGACAAAAUAUUUGGCACAAAAUUCUUUUUUAUAUUAAAUGUCUAUUUGUCUUAAAGAUCUCUGUACAUUUUAAUUAAGGUGCAUAUGAGAGUAGUUUUUAGUAAAGGUUUAAAAGGAUCAGCUGACAUUUUUUCGUUUCAAAUCCAGGUGUUGACAUAUUCUUACUUAAAGAAACAGCAAUGCAAAUAAGAGUAAAAAUUGUAAUGUAUAUUUAACCCUCAGUAUACUGCCUAUUUUGUUAUAAUAAAGUCUAUAUUGAGCUUUAAUUAAACUACACCUAUGGGAAUUAUUUUCUUUAAAAUGUCAAACAUACAUGCAUAUGUGUGUGUAUGUAUAUAAAAAGAACUAUAAAUGUAUAUAUAUAUAUUUUGUUUUACUUUAAUCACCAUUUCUUUUUUGCUUUUGGUUGGGUUUUAUGCAAAAUACACUGUCACAGGACACUUGAGUUGAAUGAUGGUGUUCAAACGAUCUGAAAACUCAAAUUGACAGUUUGUUGUUCUCAGCCCUCUCUCUUUCUUAUGUAUGUGUCAUAUUUACUUUUUCAUGUGACAUGCAUGAUUUCUAAAAGCAAUAGUCUUUAACACAUUCAAUAUAAUUGAGAAGCACGAGAGAGGGCUUCUGUUUCUGUUUUAACAGAGGUUUUGAACAUGUCAGAGUUAGCAUGAACUGUAAACUUUAGAGGCUAGAUUAUCGCCUCCAUGUUUGUAAACCUGAUAGUUGAAGAGAGUUUUGCUUUGCUACUCUCUAACGCGAGCCUUUAAUUCUCCACCAGGGGGCGCACUUACAGCAUCCCCUUUUUCUUCUUAUUUUACUUGGAGAUGAUUGUUUUCUGAAAGAUUGCAAUUUGUCACCAUGGCUUUCUAACACAUUUUUUGACUGGAUUAUGUAAAUAAUCUGCCAAUUUGAUUCAUUCCAUUUGUCAACGAGGAGAACAGCUAAUAAAUUGUUUUUUUUUCUCA
Molecule: messenger RNA, 4910 nt
Organism: Triplophysa dalaica
Lineage: Eukaryota; Metazoa; Chordata; Actinopteri; Cypriniformes; Nemacheilidae
Gene: dlg1a
Product: discs large MAGUK scaffold protein 1a
Exons: 24
Coding region: 500-3382 (960 amino acids)
Biological process (GO): chemical synaptic transmission; neurotransmitter receptor localization to postsynaptic specialization membrane
Cellular component (GO): neuromuscular junction; postsynaptic density membrane; neuron projection
Molecular function (GO): kinase binding
Source: RefSeq, a predicted model, not a curated record